GGUCUGGGGACAAGUUUUAUUAUCUGUGGAUUUUACAAUGAUUCACAGUUUGUUUAUCAUCAACCAUUCAGGGGAUAUAUUUCUGGAAAAACAUUGGAGAAGUGUUUUGGGACGCUCUGUUUGUGAUUAUUUCUUCGAAGCUCAAGGAAAGGCUACUUCUCCAGAAGACAUUCCUCCUGUAAUUGCAACAGGAUUCAGUUAUCUCAUCAGUAUAUUUCGCCAUGAUCUCUUCUUUGUUUCUGUUGUUGAAAAUGAAGUUCCACCUUUGUUUGUAAUUGAAUUUCUUCAUCGAGUGGUUGACUUGAUCAAAGAGUAUUUCUCUGACUGUACUGAAGCAAUCAUUAAAGAAAAUUGUGUCAUUGUAUAUGAGUUAUUGGAAGAGAUGUUGGAUAAUGGAUUCCCUCUUGCUACAGAGUCAAAUGACCUUAAAGAGUUGAUAAGACCUCCUAGUAUAGUUAGAAAUGUUGUUAAUAAAGUGACUGGAGAUAGCAAUAUGAGCAGUCAUCUCCCAACUGGUCAAUUGUCCAAUGUUCCAUGGAGGAGAACUGGUGUAAAAUAUGCAAAUAAUGAGAUUUACUUUGAUGUAGCCGAAAGCAUUGAUGCCAUCAUUGAUAAACAGGGCUCCACCAUAUUUUCAGAAAUACAAGGAACUAUUGACUGCAACUGUAAAUUAUCUGGCAUGCCUGAUCUCAACAUGUGUUUUACAAAUCCUCGUAUCCUUGAAGAUGUCAGUUUUCAUCCUUGUCUUCGCUUCAGAAGAUGGGAGUCUGAACGAAUUUUGUCAUUCGUCCCCCCGGAUGGUCGUUUUCGUUUAAUAUCAUAUAACGUGGCAACCGGAGUAAAUAUGCUACCAUUGUUUGCAAAGCCUCGUGUCUUGUUUCAAGAGGGUGGAAGUGGAAGAUUUGAAUUGUCGAUAAGUUCAAAACCAGUUAUGGGUAAAAAUAUCGAGAAUGUUGUCGUGACUGUUCCAUUUCCUAAACAAGUUCUCAACCUUAACUUGACUACAAACGUUGGUACCUAUUCAUUUGAUCCAAUCAAAAAAGAGCUUUCAUGGGAGAUCGGUAAAAUACAAUCUCAGACACCUCCACCUAACAUUAAAGGAAAUAUAAACCAAAAGAUACUUGGACGUGGAAACAUUUUGAGAAAUUUUGAUGUAAAGAUAAUUUUCUUGUCAUUUAAAAAUGUUCUAAUUUUUUUGUACACGUUGUGAAUUGUUGAUAUCUUACAGUGUAUGGUUGUUAGCUCCCUAAUUAAACAUUCUACACAUCUA
Xenia sp. Carnegie-2017 is the source of this 1270-nucleotide messenger RNA. Its product is annotated as AP-3 complex subunit mu-1-like. Gene Ontology annotation, cellular component: cytoplasmic vesicle; clathrin adaptor complex. Lineage: Eukaryota; Metazoa; Cnidaria; Anthozoa; Malacalcyonacea; Xeniidae. Bases 38 to 1210 code for a protein of 390 amino acids. The transcript has 18 exons. The record is from RefSeq and is a predicted model, not a curated record. Gene Ontology annotation, biological process: endocytosis; intracellular protein transport.